UUAGCUGCAGCAGAGCACCGGGCUUUGUGGGGGUUAAGACCCAGCUGUAAUAAACUAAUUCACGGCCACUGUAGUGUGUAAGGGGCCGGUGAACAUGGCCAGGUACCUGCGGCCUCCUAACACUUCUCUCUUCGUCAGAAACAUCGCUGACGAGUCCAGAAUGGUAAAGAUACAGUUCUGGAGACCCCACACCAAAGAAAGUUGAAAGGCGGUUGUAGAGUAGAUUCAAGCCAAAGACACCCAGGCGACAAGCAGUAGUGGAAUUGGGAAAAUAAAGAGAGAGCAAAAGCAUGAAGAUACACAGAGGAGAAAAGAGAGCACCCAGGCUUCCGUUUGUCUACCAAAGGAAGGGAGGAAAAGCAAAGUGUUUAUUGGGCAAAGACAAGCAGGAAACCUCAAGUUCUUCUGCCAAGACAAUAAAGAUCAAGCUGAAGGUCAAAGGUCAAGCAUGUUAAAGGUAACAAGUCAAACUCUUCAUGUCCGCGAUGCAGAAGACGCGCUUCACAACCUGGACCGUAAAUGGGUUUGUGGACGUCAGAUUGAGAUUCAAUUUGCCCAAGGAGACCGCAAGACACCCAACCAGAUGAAGACGAAGGAGCGCAGUUCCCCUCGCAGCUCCUCUCGCCAUGACGAUGAGCGGGAUAGCCGCCGAAGACGAUCCCGUAGCCGCAGUUACGAUCGCCGCAGGUCACGGAGCCCCUCCUACGAACGCCGUCCUCGGAGGUCAGAGAGCCCUCGAGAAUCUCGGUCCUACAGUCGACACAGACGGAGCCGAAGCCAAGAAAAUGACAAGUACAGAGGUCCUCCCCGUGAUCACCACAGAACACACCAUGAACCAGGGUCACGCAGCCGCUCUGCGUCCCACUCUCCCUUAGCCUCCAGAUCCAGGCCCAAAGGUAAAAAGAGCCAGUCCAGGUCCCACAGCCCGGCUGAAGAUUUCCACCCAACCUCCAGCUCCCAGAAACAGUCUGUGGGACGCUCUCCAUCCCGCUCCUACUCUAGAUCCAUGUCUCGGUCACGCUCUCGCUCCAGAUCCUGGGCUGGACGCAAGUCUGGUGGUCACUAACUCUCUGGUCUUCCAAAGCCCUUGAGGAUGUUACUCUUCAACUUAUGAUAACUACAGUGUUAUGCUCUAUAUUUGAAUUUGAUUAUCAUCACAUUUUAGAACGGGCUGUUGCCAAAGGAAAGAGCAGUAGCAACAGCUUGGUUAUUUUUAUGCUUAGUGAAAACUGUUUAUGUUUUUAGGAAAUUCACGAGCACAGGCCAGGUUGAAUUCUUUUCGACGUGUGUAAUGUUGGAUGUUGAAGGGUAAGAUAAUGUCAUGGGUACGAUAUAAUUUUUUUUACUUUGAGUAUGCAAUACAGACCAUCAUAUUCUUGUUAAUAUGCAGUCUCCAUUUGGUGUGUUAUGUAAAGGAAUAAAAACUCAAUUAAACUUCUGGCCAGUAUUACCAAUGUGUUUAAAUAACCCGACCCCACAUGUCUGGAUUCAGGGGCGCUGAUGUACUGGAAUAGCUGUUGCCAUAGUAACUGUGGCAGUGGCUGAUGAAUGGUACGUGGUCAGUUGCUUCUUGAUACUGUGUCCAGUGCAUUAUAAUGUAACACUAUGUAAAAGAAGAGCCUUCAUUCUCAUGUACUAUGAUCAGUGACUUCACGUGUCCCAUAGAACUGUUCUCAUUUUAAUGGUUUUACUUGGUGUGUUUUACCAAUAAAAACUUAAAGUUG
Molecule: messenger RNA, 1724 nt
Organism: Hippoglossus stenolepis (Pacific halibut)
Lineage: Eukaryota; Metazoa; Chordata; Actinopteri; Pleuronectiformes; Pleuronectidae
Gene: srsf10a
Product: serine and arginine rich splicing factor 10a
Exons: 6
Coding region: 449-1066 (205 amino acids)
Molecular function (GO): RNA binding
Source: RefSeq, a predicted model, not a curated record